Dichomitus squalens LYAD-421 SS1 is the source of this 1188-nucleotide messenger RNA. Its product is annotated as NAD(P)-binding protein. The record is from RefSeq and is a predicted model, not a curated record. The coding region runs from base 171 to 1112 and encodes 313 amino acids. Lineage: Eukaryota; Fungi; Basidiomycota; Agaricomycetes; Polyporales; Polyporaceae. The transcript is spliced from 7 exons.
GUAGACGAGGGCGGAUGUCCGAAGCGUGUCUUCUUGACUUCUGGAGGGACGAUGAUGUCAUCUUCCCUCGGCAGCGUGCGAAGUGCGUUCUAGUUGGGAGUAUAAGUACAGCCGUCUGCAUCCACGGAGCUGCAGCCCUUUGGCUAUUCUCACCUUGACCAUCGAUCUUCAUGGCGGACUCGGUACUCAAAGAGCUCUCUUCGACCAGCCUCUUCGAUCUCACUGGCGUGGUGGCGGUCGUGACUGGCGGAGGCACAGGCAUCGGACUGAUGAUAACAACUACGCUGAUAGCGAACGGGGCUACUGUGUACAUCAUUGGGCCGAAGCAGGAAGACCUCGACAAGAUCGCGAAGGUGUACAACGAUGCCGCUGAAAAGGAACGUAAGCCUGGUCGCAUUCACGGCAUUGCAGGGGAUGUAAGCAAGAAGUCCGAAGCGUUGCGUCUGGCCGACGAAGUCAGGAAGCGCGAAGGUCAUGUUACGGUGCUGUUCAACAACGCUGGUAUCACCACUACCGCCAUCAAAAGGCCGACUGAAGCCACAGCAGAGGCCUAUGUUAAGGCUUUCUUUGAUCCGGUCUCGGAGGCAGACUUCACAAACACUCAUUCCACGAACGCCGUCGGUCCCUAUUGGCUCACGUUCGCCUUCCUCCCUCUCCUCGAGAAGUGGAAGGAGAGCCCGGGCGGACAGCGCUUUGCUCCUCAGAUCGUCAUGACGUCCUCCAUGAACGGAUGGACCAAGGAUCUCGCGACGUCCGGGUUCAGCUACCCCUACAUGUUCUCGAAGGCCGCCAUCGGGCAGGCGACCUCGACCCUAGCACACGACCUCUUGCCUCUUGGCAUCCGUGUCAAUGGAAUUGCCCCAGGCUUAUUCGUUACCGAGAUGAGCUCGCCUGGUACGAUCGACGAGCUGGGUCGGUCGCACUUCCCACCCGGCUUGGAGUGGGGGUUCGAGGUACCUGUCUCGCGUCCUGUACCUCAAGGAACGUGGGGAGCCGGGACGAACAAGGAUAUGGGAGCGCUUGUACUCUUCUUGGUGUCGAACUGGUUCGUCGACGGGGAGACUGUACUGAUUGACGGUGGAACCAUGCUUCGGCACCCGUCGUCAUACUAAAGCGUUCAGGGCGAUUACUUGCAGGCAUCACAAGUCUGUAGGCAUCUGGGCUUGCAAAAAUAAACUACGCUUUCCA